Theileria equi strain WA is the source of this 813-nucleotide messenger RNA. RefSeq lists its product as hypothetical. Gene Ontology annotation, cellular component: transcription factor TFIIH core complex; transcription factor TFIIH holo complex. Lineage: Eukaryota; Apicomplexa; Aconoidasida; Piroplasmida; Theileriidae. Gene Ontology annotation, biological process: nucleotide-excision repair; regulation of DNA-templated transcription. Bases 1 to 813 code for a protein of 270 amino acids. The transcript is spliced from 5 exons. The record is from RefSeq and is a predicted model, not a curated record.
AUGACUCAGCCAGCGUCUGGUGCUCAGCAUACGCACGUAUCUGCGACCUACAAAUUACGUACGGGGAAUUCAGAUGGCUCAAAUAUUUAUAAUAACCUAUCUAAUUCUGAGGAUUCUAUGGUAAUUAUACUCGAUCUUACUCCCUCGGCAUGGGCAUAUGGAGUAUCCCCUAUCAAACACAACGAAAACAACAGAUUGUAUCUCCAAGAUAUGUACAACAUCAUUAUUGGAUUCUUGAAAUCCUAUGCUUAUAUGUCUAUUAAUAACAGAUGCUGUAUUAUUGGCACUCACAAUUGCGGAUGCUCUUAUUUUAGCAAAAUUCUCUAUGAAGGUGUGCUUUUUAGUGAUUGGCUUCCUUCUUGUUAUGAUGGAGAAGAUGUGCAAGAUUCUCUGGUAGAAACAGUCACGAAGCGCAUAUGGAAUGAAAUUGUCAAUUUUAUAGAAUUUGGCUUGGACAACCCCUAUAAAGAUGCACAAUUGACCUCUGCGAUCUCAAUGGGCUUACUAUAUUUAAACCGAAUCGAACAUUGUAAUAUCGGCACUGGGAAAAAGAUCAUAAUCAUUGAUGUUUCGAAUGCGGAAAAUUACAAAUCGCAAUACAUUGGAUUGAUGAACAUCGCAUUUUCAGCAUCAAACUUGAGGAUAACAUUAAAUGUCUGUUCACUCGGCAAUCCUUCCGGGAUAUUGGAACAACUUGGUGCAAUAACAAAUGCAAAGUAUCUCUUACUUUCAAACGUGUUUCAAUCGGAGACAGAAGUGGUGAAUCUAGGCCAAGCCAUCUUCCAACUUCUAACGGUAACAAAUUACUUUUGA